Messenger RNA from Chelmon rostratus (copperband butterflyfish), 2463 nucleotides. RefSeq names its product RAB24, member RAS oncogene family (gene rab24). The record is from RefSeq and is a predicted model, not a curated record. Lineage: Eukaryota; Metazoa; Chordata; Actinopteri; Chaetodontiformes; Chaetodontidae. The transcript is spliced from 10 exons. Gene Ontology annotation, molecular function: GTP binding; GTPase activity. The coding region runs from base 673 to 1287 and encodes 204 amino acids.
UCAGAUGGAGACUGCCCCCCCUCAGAGACGUGUUCAGCCCAGCUCAGUCUGCAGCCUGCCGAUCCCCGGCUCGUAGCUGGACCUGUUGUCUGGAAAUCGGGCUCCUGUCCACUGGAAACAAUGUCAGCCGGUUACGAUAUCUUUCUGUGAUGACAUCUAAGUGACGACUUGCGUGUAAUUUCAGUCAUUGCGCAACAGCGGAGCUAACGUUAUCUGAGCUAACGUUAGCUGCCGCUCAGCGUCCAGCAGCCGGUGCUUAGCAAGGAGGACAGAGAUGACAACCGGUUAGGCUGCUACCGACUUUACUUCAAAACAGGCUCGGUAGGCGCGGGGGGGUCCGGUUUGGCGUUUGCUUGCUCAAAAUCAGAUGUUGAGGCGGAUUUGUUGAGUCAAGCUAGCUCCCGGUUUAAGGUUUGGAGGAACAGAUGAAGCUGUGACUGUGACCGCUGACGUGUGGAAAUACUUCGGUUAUCUCAACACAACAGAUGCUGCAGAUAUAGAUAAGAGGAAGUACAAAGAUUUCUUCUCACAAAGGGCAGACUGUGUUUCCAGCUUCCUGAGUGUUAUCUGUGUGUUACCACACAGCACACUGAGCAGCCUCGUAAGCGACCCCCCCCCCCCCCCAUCUGAGCUGCCGCGGUCUCGUCCUGGGCUGUUCCAAACGCAGCCACGAUGAGCGCGAUGCGUGUGGAUGCCAAAGUGGUGAUGCUGGGGAAGGAGAGCGUAGGCAAGACCAGCCUGGUGGAGAGAUACGUCCACCAUCGCUUCUUGGUCGGCCCGUACCAGAACACUAUCGGCGCUGCUUUUGUUGCCAAACCAAUCCAGGUGGGGGAGAAAGUGAUUACCCUGGGAAUAUGGGACACAGCUGGAUCAGAGCGCUACGAAGCUAUGAGCCGGAUCUACUACAGAGGAGCGCGGGCCGCCAUCGUCUGCUACGAUCUGACGGACAGCAGCAGCUUCCAGCGAGCUCGUUUCUGGGUGAAGGAGCUGCAGAACUGUGAGGAGCACUGUAAGAUCUACCUGUGCGGCACCAAGUACGACCUGGUGGACGGGGAUCGCAGCGUGCGUCAGAUCGACUACCACGACGCUCAGGACUUCGCUGAAGAGAUCGGCGCGCAGCACUUUGAGACCUCCAGUAAAACAGGAAAUAACGUGGAUGAGCUGUUCCAGAAGGUUGCCGAGGACUACAACAGCUCUGCCUUCCAGUACAUGACAACAGAGGAAUCGAGCGUCGACCUGGGCCAGAAGAAAGACUCUUAUUUCUACUCCUGUUGCCAUAACAACUGAUGCUGAGCAGCAGAACGGGAAGCAGAUGUGUCGAGCUUCCCUCGGCAGGAGUAAAACCUGGAUGUGCUGGAUGGGUGUCAGUUGACUGGAACUGGAUCCUGCUGUUUAUACCUUAUCAGAUAUGUUGAUUUCUUUUGUGCCAUAAAGACCUGAAGGCUGCGGGGUCCCCUCUGUUACUGGGUGGAGGGGGAUCCGGUUCUCUUCGGUCCUCCUCUCAGCUGGUCCCUCUGCUCCGGGCUGGGCGGUGAGGUCAUCGUAUCCUUAAAGCUGCGGUAUCAAACGGUCUGAGGCGGUGCUGGUGCUGUGGUCCGAGGACCUGCGGAGGGACUGGCAGAGAACACCUGAGGGGCUGGAUCUGGACGCAGCAGCGUCAGUGAUUCAGGAAGCUGGAUGUUUGUUUACAGCACGUCAUUUUUGUUUACCUCCAACUCUAUUUAACCUGCAGCAGAAGCCUGUCCGUCAGUCCCGCACGUCUCCCUGAAGCCGACACGAAUGACGAAGACACGUAGGAUGACAUCUGUCCUGCAGAGCUCUCCACGGUGUGCGUGUGUGUGUGUGUGCGUGUGUGUGCGUGUGUGCGUGUGUUGUGCACAUGGAGCUGUUUUUAUUCCCGUGACACACUCUCAUGUCUAUUGGCUGAGGGAAGGCGUGGGCGGGGCCGGCAGGAGAAACACUAAUGAGCAUGUGCAGACUUCGCCCUCUGCUGCCCCGUCUGUGAGUCUGUUAAUGGAAACAGUCGGCUGGUUUUCAGGUGGCGUCACUGGAACGUCUCACCUCUGCUGACUUAAAGGAAAUUUAAGACAGGUUUCUACAUUUAGACUCUACAUUUUCUAUUUUGUAAUUUCGGACGUCUGGAAGUGGGCGGUCAGGUUUUCUGUGACGGGUCGAAGACACGCUGGACUCCACAGACCUGCAGAGUUCCUCUUCAUGGUACUGAGAAACUGCAGAUUUCAUCAACACAGGAAGAACGUGUGAAUGUUGAAAUAUGAACAAACCGUCGUCUUUACGUGUGUAUUUAACUUCAGACUCAGUCACUAAGUUAUUGCCUUUUAAGUUGAGACGUGAGGAAAGUUUCCCUCCAUGUUGCUGCUUUGACGUUUGGACACUAUUUUUAUUGGCUGCUGAGGUCAAACAGUGUAAAGUUCAAAUAUGUAAAUUAAAGAAUGUUUGAAAGCU